ACUAUAUAAAAUCCGGUUGCAACUCUUUCACGUAUCCUGAGACUACAAACUAUUAUUCUACUGAGUACAUCUUUAUUGACUUACACUAUUUCCAUCAGAAAAUAUCUUUUAAACACAUCCUCAAAUAUGCGGCUGUUUAGCAUAACUACCUUGCUUUUUGCACUAGCUAGUAUGGCCUAUGCUAUGCUUGGCCCGGACACGGCUGGUUCCCUCGAAGCUCGGGAGCCCAAGCGUCGACUUGGGCAUCCACACAGACCUGGGAGGGAUGGUGGAUGCUUGAGGCAUGGACAGUCGUGCUCUAGAGAUGAUGUGUGUUGUAGCGGGAACUGUAACAGAAAAUAUGACUACUGUGAUUAGUAGCAGAAACACACACACACACACGCAAUUUAUUACGCCUGGUGGUAAAGUUGAAAGGGUAGUGUUACGAUUGCUACAAUUGGUCACUGUGGGAGCCUGAGCUAACAGCGAAGGUUGUCAGCGAGUCCUAGCCGGAAGCUUGUGUAGAAUCCAUAACAGGACUCAAUCCCGGACCUCACUCAGCGGUGGAUACAAGAGGAUUGGGGGCAUACAUGGCAUAAAAAGGCCAAGAAGGAGGCCUAGAAAGGAAAGGAGG
Colletotrichum navitas is the source of this 613-nucleotide messenger RNA. RefSeq lists its product as uncharacterized. The record is from RefSeq and is a predicted model, not a curated record. The transcript is spliced from 2 exons. Bases 127 to 357 code for a protein of 76 amino acids. Lineage: Eukaryota; Fungi; Ascomycota; Sordariomycetes; Glomerellales; Glomerellaceae.